UGGUCACUGUAAGAGCAUCAGCAAAACUUUAUUUCGCUGAAAAAGUUUAACGCUUCUUUUAAUAGGUUUGUAGCCAUCGUUGCUAUUUUGGAGCUAUUUGAGUAACGGAAAGAAAUUGAGAAUGAAGCCUACGCUUUUUGAUCGUCAGAUGUAUGGACACUACAGGAGAAAUCCACCCACGGUUUUUCCAACGGUUCCUCUUCGGAAGAAGCAGCCCGAAACCGUGUUGAAGUCGCCCGCAGGAGAGUUGAACUCCCUGGCUCUAGCUCAGAUCACCCCCGAGCUGCUGAGGACGGUUCUGUACGGGAGGUGGCAGGGAAGAAGCGGGGAGACACGCGCUGUCAGCCCGAGGGAGAACCGGGUUCCGUCCCCUGACCACCAACGGUCUCCAGUCAGCCCAGAGCUGCCCAGUCUAACCGGUUUGGUACUACCACCCCAGUUGGAAGCGCGUAGUAGCCAGAUCCCUUGCCGUCGGUGGGGCGUGUUCGCCCGUACGUGGAUCAAGCAGGGUACGGAGAUGGGCCCAUACACCGGCAGGAGGGUCAACCCCACAGACGUGGACCCGUGCGUGGAGAACGAGUUCAUGUGGGAGGUGUUCACGCCGUACGGUGACCUGAGUCAUUACGUCGACGCUAGCCGCCAGGAAGACCGAAGUUGGAUGGCGUACGUCAACUGCGCAAGAAGCGAGCAGGAGCAAAACUUAGAACUGUUUCAGAAGGGAGAACAUAUCUACUACAGGGCGAUGAAGGCCAUCCCGCCGGAUGAGGAACUGCUUGUCUGGUACAGGUUCAGUCCAUCCACAUUUCUGGGUAUUCCAGGCGUCCCGCAACCUGAGGAGUUUACAACAAAGAAAGAAGACGACACAGUGACGACAGAACUACCGCCUGCGCCAGUGACUCACCGGCUGAAAUGUGUCGUCUGCAACCGGGGCUUCAAUUCCCGUAGCAACCUCCGCUCGCACAUGCGCAUUCACACCCUGGAGAAACCCUUCAUCUGCAAGUUCUGUCAGCGGAGCUUCAGUCAGUCCUCCACGCUUAGGAACCAUAUCAGAUUACACACAGGGGAGAAGCCAUACCGAUGUGACAUCUGCCAUAGCGCGUACUCCCAGCUCGCCGGGCUCCGAGCGCACCAGAAGAGCUCCCGGCAUCGCCUGCCAACCACCACCGACUCCCCAACACCAUCCACCACCCCCUCUCUAACCGCGCAUGCGCUCCAGGCGGACUCCUCCACCUACAUCCGGGACACGAAAUCAGACGGUAACAGUGACAGGUCGACGCCUUCACCUGACCAGUCGUUCUUCGCAACCUACUUCGCCUCCGAAAGGGUACGGACUGAGAACCCCAUGGCCUUCGUUCGGACGCCAUGUUGAAAACUUUUACAAUGCUGGAAGGGUUGAAAACCCACUGUAUUUAGUGAAAAUAGAAGCCAAGAACGGACAACAAUGGGCGUAUUUUCCCUGUAAAACAUCUUUUGAAGGGACUUUAGUUUCAGCGCAAAAUUAGGUCUGUACGAAUUAUUUUUGUAAAUACUGUAAAUAUGUUUAACUCACUUGAUGCCUUCUUUUUCUAUGUAUGCUAAUAAACAAUGCAUAAAAAUAAUAUUGGGUU
Messenger RNA from Branchiostoma floridae (Florida lancelet), 1607 nucleotides. RefSeq names its product PR domain zinc finger protein 12-like. The transcript has 6 exons. Gene Ontology annotation, cellular component: nucleus. The record is from RefSeq and is a predicted model, not a curated record. The coding region runs from base 122 to 1369 and encodes 415 amino acids. NCBI's taxonomy places the organism in Eukaryota, Metazoa, Chordata, Leptocardii, Amphioxiformes, Branchiostomatidae. Gene Ontology annotation, biological process: neurogenesis. Gene Ontology annotation, molecular function: protein binding.